AUGCCGUUUCACGAUUUGAACAAUUUUGCUGUUGUAAUCUAUCUAUCUAUCUAUCUAUCUAUCUAUCUAUCUAUCUAUCUAUCUAUCUAUCUAUCUAUAAACGUCGUCCAAGAACGGCGUAAGUUUGGGCCUCUCGGUUGGAACAUUCCGUACGAAUUCAACACUUCCGAUUUCAACGCCAGCAUUCAGUUUGUGCAGAACCACUUAGACGAUAUGGAAAUAAAAAGAGGUGUCAAUUGGACGUGCGUACGCUACAUGUUAGGUGAAAUCCAAUAUGGCGGUCGGGUUACGGACGACUAUGACAAACGCCUUCUGAAUACCUACUGCCGGAAGUGGUUUGGUGAGAAUAUGUUUCCGACAAAUUUUGAAUUUUACCAUGACUACAUCAUUCCAAGGAACACAAAACUUCAGGAAAUUGUCGAUUACAUCAAUGGGCUCCCUUCAACCGAUUCUCCUGAAGUUUUUGGCUUGCACGGAAAUGCUGACAUAACGUAUUCUAGUAAGGCAGCCCAGUCAAUCUUGGACACAAUCCUCAGCAUUCAACCGAAAGACAGUAGCAGUGGUGGUGGUGAAACUCGUGAAUCGGUCGUCUACCGGUUGUGCGAUGACAUGUUGGAUAGUCUUCCUUUGGACUACGCGCCAUUCGAAGUCAAUCAACGCCUGGUGAAGAUGGGUGCCUUGGAACCUAUGAACAUCUUCCUCAAGCAGGAAAUCGACCGUAUGCAGAGAGUCAUCAUGACUGUCCGAACAACUCUGACUGACCUUAAGCUGGCAAUCGACGGGACAAUCAUCAUGAAUGAGAAUCUUCGCGAUGCACUGGAUUCUAUGUUUGAUGCACGUAUACCCACCUAUUGGCAGAAGAUUUCCUGGGAUUCCAGCAACCUUGGUUUUUGGUUCACAGAACUUGUUGACAGAAAUUCCCAGUUUCGUAGCUGGUGCUUUGAAGGUCGACCAAUAUCUUUUUGGAUGACAGGAUUCUUCAAUCCACAAGGCUUCCUCACCGCAAUGAGACAGGAGGUGACUCGUAAACACAAACAGAAGGGCUGGGCGUUAGACACCGUCAUCCUGCAGAACGACGUGACCAGCAAGAAAAAAGAAGACACCAUCAUUCCCCCCUCUGAAGGGGUUUACGUAUAUGGCUUGUAUUUGGAAGGUGCCGGUUGGGACCGCAGUGGAUGUCGCCUGGUCGAACCAAAGCCGAAGAUUCUUUUUGAGCCUCUGCCAGUUGUUCACAUCUACGCCGUAAAUCAACCACGUGUGCUGGACAACAGAAUCUACGUUUGUCCCAUAUAUAAAAAACCAAGACGGACCGAUCUGACAUACAUUGCAAGCAUCACGCUACGAACCGAUACGAACGCAGAUCAUUGGGUCUUGCGGGGCGUGGCUCUCCUCUGUGAUAUGAAAUAA
Messenger RNA from Acanthosepion pharaonis, 1407 nucleotides. The record is from the annotation of a GenBank genome assembly. NCBI's taxonomy places the organism in Eukaryota, Metazoa, Mollusca, Cephalopoda, Sepiida, Sepiidae.